Molecule: messenger RNA, 249 nt
Organism: Gregarina niphandrodes
Lineage: Eukaryota; Apicomplexa; Conoidasida; Eugregarinorida; Gregarinidae
Exons: 2
Coding region: 1-249 (82 amino acids)
Source: RefSeq, a predicted model, not a curated record
AUGAGUUCACAAGAUGAUUGGUGUAUAAAGCUGGAAGCCCAACAAGCCAUUCAACGCUUUGCCACCCUCACAUGGAACAUCAGCCACCUGAAAAGUCUACUGGCUCGGCAUACCUCCGAGUUGGAAGCAAUUGAGGACGCCCAAGGAGAGUUUGAUUUGAAGGAUUCGUGGGUCAGAAUUGGAGAGUCCUUUGAUCUCAUAAAUGCUGAUACGGAAACCGGUGUCAUGAACCAGUUUGAAAAGCGGUAA